CGUCACUCGUUGAUAACGCAAAACUCCACCGCUUGAAUUGAUACGAACACCACACUACAAAAAAACAAACAAAAAAACAACAACGAAAAACAAGGCAACGGUCAUACUCUGUACCUUUCUGCCAUUGCCAUGAAAUGAGGGCACUAUGGGCGCUAAAGAGUCACGGAUAGGCUUCCUUUCGUAUGACGAGGCCGUUAAAAGAGUCACGGAUGUGGAGCUCAAACGUCUGCGAGAUGCCUUCAAGAGGACCAGUGGCCUUUCCGUCUAUAUGACCCAGCAAUGCUUCUACAGGGAAGUACUGGGUGAUGGAGUUCCUCCAAAGGUUGCAGAGGUGAUAUACAACUCUUUUGGUGGCACGUCAAAAGGGUUGCACUUCAACUACCUGAUAGUUGGGCUGGUUCUAUUAACAAGAGGACGUGAUGAAGAGAAAGCCAAAUACAUCUUUAGCUUGUUCGCCUGUGAUUCGGGCACCUAUAUCGUCCGGGAGGAUGUGGAGAACAUGCUGCAUUCAGUGGACGGGGAAGUCCCUCCCUCUCUUAGGAAAUGCUUCACAGAGGGUGAGAAGGUGAAUUAUGAUAAGUUUAAGAGCUGGCUCCUGCAGAAUAAAGAGGCUUUCACAUUCUCCCGCUGGCUACUGUCAGGCGGUGUGUGUGUCACCUUGACCGAUGACAGUGACACACCCACCUUCUACCAAACCCUGGCAGGUGUCACACACUUAGAAGAAUCUGACAUUAUUGACUUGGAAAAGCGCUACUGGCUGCUGAAAGCCCAGUCAAGGACGGGGCGUUUUGAUUUGGAAACCUUUGUCCCUCUGGUCUCACCCCCUAUUCAUGCAUCACUUAGUGAAGGCUUGUUUCAUGCCUUUGAUGAGAAUCGGGACAAUCAUAUUGACUUUAAGGAGAUAUCGUGUGGGCUCUCAGCAUGUUGUCGGGGUCCUGUGGCUGAGAGGCAAAAGUUUUGUUUUAAAGUGUUUGAUGUAGAUCGGGAUGGAGUUCUAUCCAAGGAUGAGAUCCAUGAGAUGGUGGUGGCACUGCUGGAGGUGUGGAAGGAUAACCGCACAGACACCCUCCCAGAGUUUGGUUCCAGCGUGUCAGACAUUGUAGAGGACAUACUAAAAAUGCAUGACACAACAAAACAAGGGCAGUUAACCCUGGAGGACUAUCAGAUAUGGAGUGUGAAAAGUGCCCUCGCCAAUGAGUUCCUCAACCUGCUGUUUCAGGUGUGUCAUAUCGUUCUUGGUCUGCGCCCAGCUACCCCUGAAGAAGAAGGCCAAAUCAUUAGGGGUUGGCUUGAGAGGGAGAGCAGACACGGACUGCAGCUGAAUCAGAACUGGUUUAUGAUCUCUAUGCAAUGGUGGCAGCAGUGGAAGGACUAUGUUAGAUAUGAUAAGUCCAUUGUCAUGGAGCAGCCAUCAGUGCAGGGCAGUGGGAUGAGAAGUCCUCAGUCCACAGCACUUGUAGAGUCUGUCCUGAACAGAGUUGGAACAGUUGCUCUUUCCCCCAGUUCCCAAGAGGAAAAAUUCCCUGACAAUAUCUCCAGCUCAUCAGAGGCCUCAGAAACCACUGGAAAUAGCCUGACUCCACACAUCAGUUCCUCUGCCACGGACGUCUGCUUCACUCGACAGCACAGCGUCCCCGACAACAACAACCAGUGUUUCUCCAGUGCCAAUGGUCAUUUGCCCAACAGCAUGGUCACACAGAGGCCUGGUGCCAUUGAUAACCAGCCACUAGUAACCACUGAGCCCAUGAAGGUGCCCACUUUAACUAUGGAAGGAGGUCGUCUGAAAAAAUCCCAGCAGCUGAUUGCUUGCCGGGACUUUGAGACGGUGCCAGAGCCAGUCUGGAGGGCACUUUACCACUGGUACGGGGCCAACCUCAGCCUACCUCGACCGGUCAUCAUGUCUACACUCAUGGGUCAGCCAGAGUUAGAGCUUUUCCCCCGGUACCUUCUCUUCCUGCGACAGCAGCCAGUCACACGACCCCCUCAGUCCAACAUCUGGGUCAAUAUGGGUAUGACCAGCCUGCGAAUGUUCCCUCCAAACAUGCCCCGAGGAAACGUUCCUUCUCCUAACGCCCCUCUAAAGCGAGUGCUUGCGUACACCGGCUGCUUCAGCAGGAUGGGCACCAUUAAAGACAUUCAUGAGUACUUAUCCCAGAGGUUACGCAUCAAAGAAGAGGAUAUGCGCCUCUGGCUCUACAACAGCGAGAAUUACCUCACUCUUCUGGAUGAUGAAGAUCACACUUUAGAAAGUUUGAAAAUUCAAGACGAACAGCAUUUAGUCAUUGAGGUUCGAAACAAAGAUAUGAGCUGGCCAGAAGAAAUGUCUUUUAUUGCGAACAGCAGCAAAAUUGACAGACAUAAAGUCCCUACUGAGAAAGGUGCCACAGGCUUGAGUAACCUGGGGAAUACAUGCUUCAUGAACUCCAGUAUUCAGUGUGUUAGCAAUACCAAGCCCCUUACUGAGUACUUUAUCUUAGGGCGACACCUUUAUGAGCUUAAUAGAACCAAUCCGAUCGGAAUGCGAGGUCAUAUGGCCAAAUGCUAUGGGGAUUUGGUACAGGAACUCUGGAGUGGAACCCAGAAGAAUGUUGCUCCUCUCAAACUAAGGUGGACAAUAGCAAAGUAUGCGCCUAGAUUUAACGGCUUCCAGCAGCAAGAUUCCCAGGAGCUCUUGGCCUUCCUAUUGGAUGGGCUUCAUGAAGAUUUGAAUCGUGUGCAUGAGAAGCCGUAUGUGGAGCUGAAGGACAGUGAUGGACGGCCAGACCAUGAGGUGGCCACUGAGGCCUGGGAAAACCAUUUGCGGAGAAAUCGUUCAAUCGUGGUGGAUCUCUUCCACGGGCAGCUCAGGUCCCAGGUGAAGUGUAAGACCUGUGGCCACAUCAGUGCCCGCUUCGACCCCUUUAACUUCCUUUCCCUGCCGCUGCCCAUGGACAGCUCCAUGCACUUAGAGAUCACUGUUAUCAAACUUGACGGCUCCACUCCAGUUCGGUAUGGACUCCGUCUCAACAUGGAUGAGAAGUACAUGGGCCUGAAGAAACAGCUGAGUGAGCUAUGCAGCCUAAAACCUGAGCAGAUCCUCCUGGCUGAAGUCCUCACCUCCAACAUCAAGAACUUUCCUCAGGACAAUCAGAAGGUGCGACACUCUGUGAAUGGCUUCCUUUGUGCAUUUGAGAUCCCUGUGCCUGGCUCACCCACCUCAGUCACCUCUCCGGUACAAAUAGAAUCUCCUCCUAUGGCCAACGGAACAGCUGGCAGCAAUCACAUUGGAAAGUCUGCACUCAUUCCCAAUGGCAUGCCAAGCAUGGUGGUUCCCUGUACCCGCGAGAAGCCCCUUGCCAAUGGUAUCCCUAAUGGCCAUGCUGUGCCUUUGCAAGACAGUCCCUUCAUUGGGUACAUCAUUGCCAUGCACAGAAAGAUGAUGCGGACGGAGCUGUACUUCCUGUCCUCUCAGAAGAACAGGCCCAGUCUAUUUGGUAUGCCACUGAUAGUGCCAUGCACAGUGCACACCAGUAAGAAGGACCUUUAUGAUGCUGUGUGGAUACAAGUGUCACGACUUGCCAGCCCUCUGCCCCCACAGGAGGCCAGCAACCAUGCUCAAGACUGUGAUGACAGUAUGGGCUAUCAAUACCCCUUCACUCUGCGGGUGGUGCAGAAGGAUGGUAAUUCUUGUGCCUGGUGUCCUUGGUAUAGGUUCUGCAGAGGCUGCACAGUGGAGUGUAACGACAACAGAGCAUCUUUGGGGAAUGCCUACAUUGCUGUAGACUGGGACCCCACCGCCCUGCACCUUCGUUACCAGACCUCUCAGGAAAGGAUAGUGGAAGAGCAUCCCAGUGUUGAGCAGAGUCGGCGGGCUCAGGCCGAGCCUAUCAGUCUGGACAGCUGUCUGAAAGCCUUCACCAGUGAAGAAGAGCUGGGAGAGGAUGAGCUCUAUUACUGCUCCAAGUGCAAGACUCACCGCCUGGCCACCAAGAAGCUAGACCUCUGGAGGCUGCCCCCCAUACUGAUUGUUCAUUUAAAACGCUUCCAGUUUGUCAACGGCCGUUGGAUUAAGUCUCAGAAGAUAGUGAAGUUUCCACGAGAGAGCUUCGACCCAAGUGCAUUCCUGGCCCCACAGGAGGUGGCUCAGAGCAUGGGUGGCCUGCAGAGCCAGAGCGAGUGCCUGGUAGAGGAGCUCCAGAAGCUGGAGAGAGGAGACUCCUCUGUAUCUUCUGUCUCGACCACUACUGUGGCCAGUCCUCCCACCUCUGGCAAAGGCACACCUUGCUCUAUCAGAAGGGUGGGCAGCCCACUGAGCAGAAACAGCAGCCCCAGGAACACGGGGUGGAAACAGGGCCGACUGCGUCUGCCCCAGCUGGGCAGUAGACAUCGGCUGUCCAACAGCAAAGAAAACCUGGAUAGCAGUAUCACAUGCAGCAGCAAGGAGGGUGAGACAGAGCCAGAACAAGGCAUAGUGACAGACGGUGAGAAUCAGGGGACGGCCGUGCUGUCUGACACAAACACACAGGACUCCUGGUCACUGGAUGCAUCGAGCACAGACUAUGAUGUCAUCAUGGUGAAUGGACUGGGACAAGACAGCAGUCAAAGUAAUGGACACACAGAUGUCAGCACCGAACUGGACACCCCUCACCAAAGAAAUGACAUCUGCCUGGAGCCCCUCUACAGUUUAUAUGCAAUCUCAUGCCAUUCAGGAAUAAUGGGAGGGGGACACUAUGUGACUUAUGCCAAAAACCCUAACGAAAAAUGGUACUGUUACAACGACAGCAGCUGCAAGGAAGUUCAAUCGGACGAAAUUGACACAGAUUCAGCUUACAUCCUGUUCUACGAGCAGCAGGGAGUGGACUACUCACAGUUUUUGCCAAAAACAGAGGGCAAAAAGAUGACAGACACCACUAGCAUGGACGAAGACUUUGAAUCAGACUACAAGAAGUACUGUGUGCUUCAGUGAUGUCAUGCUCUUCCACAUAAAAAGACACUUGGUGAGUUCGUCAGUAUGCCAGUGCAAUGAAGAAUGAAACGGCAGUGCUGCCCCAGAGGACCAUCAUUUGUGGAAGCGCAAAAUAUCAGUUAGUCGAGCGGCCUGUGUCACUGACUGUGCUUUCAGAAUAGAGGUACCUGACACCUCAGUUAAAUGAGUGAGGGGGUAAGUAAGAGACAACAUGUGAACGAGUGAAUAGAGAGAGAACUUUAGCGAUUAUGUCAUUGUUGCCAAGCAAACAAAAUUAUUCAGUACUGGACUGGAAGUUAGCCAAUCCCUUGAUAGCAUGAUUAUCAGACAAAAUUGGGAGUUCUUUCACAUUGCAGCCCACACAUGCAAAUCUAAAACUGCAUAACGAUAAAAAAAAAUAUAUAUGUGUUUAUAGAACUGUAUCAGACACAAGCUUUUGCUCCUUUAUUGCUAUUUUUUGGAACGCUAAUAGCGAGAAUCUAUUAUUUUAAUUAGGAAAUGCAUUGAUCUAAAUUACAGCUAUUAAAGAGCCCUAAAGAUUUCUUAAAUGUUUUUUUUUUUUUUCAUGUUUUUGUUUUCAUUUUUUUUUUCAUGUUUUUAUGUUGUUUUGUUUUCAUUUUUGUUUCAUGUUUAUUAGUUGUUUUUUUUAUGUUUUUAUGUUGUUUUGUUUUCAUUUUUGUUUCAUGUUUAUUAGGUUUUUUUUUCAUGUUUUUAUGUUGUUUUGUUUUCAUUUUUGUUUCAUGUUUAUUAGUUGUUUUUUUUUUCAUGUUUUUAUGUUGUUUUGUUUUUAUUUUUGUUUCAUGUUUAUUAGUUGUUUUUUUCAUGUUUUUAUGUUGUUUUGUUUUCAUUUUUGUUUCACGUUUAUUAGGUUUUUUUUUCAUGUUUUUAUGUUGUUUUGUUUUCAUUUUUGUUUCACGUUUAUUAGGUUUUUUUUCUUCAUGUUUUUAUGUUGUUUUGUUAAUUUUUAUUUCAUGUUUUUGUUUUUUCAUAUUGUUUUGUUUUUGUUGGCUUUUGCCUGUCUUUUUUUUUUUUUCUAUGUAAUUUCCGUACACUACCUCACAUUUUUGCCAUUAAUUGGCCGAUUGUUAAUUCAAAAUCCAUGUGACAGUAUUAUAUCAUUGGGGGGGCAGUAGACUACUUUCUUUAUGGACAAAAUUCACUUUUCAAAAAAGUUCCAUAAUAUUUCAUUUUAAAAUAAUUUUUUACCACUUAAUAAAAUAUCCUCCCUCUGCUACGCUGCCAAAUUAUUCAUAUAAAAUUAUGUUGUUGUUUGCUUUUAAAUCUUAUUUAAGAUGGUUUAUUUUCAUGCUUCAUUUCUCUUUUAAAGAGUAAAUGUUUAGCUUUAUAAUCUUUUUUGUUUGUUUUAAAUUUUUUAUAAGUUCAUUUUAUGCAGUAGUUCACUUUGCCUAAACUGGGGCUUUCAGACACGUUCACUUACUAGUCUUAGCAGUCAGAUCAAACCACAGCGUCCUCUCAACAAUAGUGCCAUAAACAUACAUUGUUUUCCUGUUUUCACUGUAGUUCUUGCUUCACUACAUACUGCUGACAGCAGAAACUAAAAACGGCAACCAGACACAUAUCUGAUCAAUGUUGUCUCACGAGGGAAACUUCACAUGUCCAAGCCAAAGUUUUAAACUGGUCAUGUACAUAGUGUUAGGGAAUUAUUGAAUCCUGUUGAUGAAAGCAUAAGAAAGAGGUCUGUUGUAUGGACAUUGUUAUCUGUAUGAAUGUCUUGUUAGAAUGGAUGAAAAUUUCACAACUUUUGCUCUUAGAGAACAGCAUUCUACCUAAAGCGCUCAAAUCUCUGGAGUUCUGUGUCGGAGGGUGUUCCAGGUUACUAGUAGCCUUUCUGUUGAACCAAUCUUAAUUACCACUGUGAAAUAUGUAUGAAAUAUUGAAUGGCUCUUAUUUUUCAUCAACUCAUCAACUGAAUGAGCUCCUCCUAUGAGUGGGGUAUUAAAACCUUUGGAAGUCAUUGGGAAUCAUUCACCGAUACCUAUUUUGCUGCUGUAGUACUUUAAAAAAUUGUACUUAAAAAAUAUUCUAACUUAAUGUAUGCCAUCAAAGAAAGGUUUUAUCCCUGCCGGAAAAAAGAGAAAAUGUUUGUGAAAUAAACGCAACUGUAUUACUGUAUGGUAAUUAAAGUAAUCAAGAGUAAUGCAAAUAUGUUAUAUGAACUGUAAACAAUUUGUAGAUAUUUAAUGUUAAAAGAAAUAAAAUGGCUAUCCAACACUGAAAAUCAAAAUGUACAAGAUUGUCUUCCUAAACAAUGUUUCACUCUUCUCUGAUUGAAAUCUGGCUUCACUUGGAAUUAUAUGUGUGCUUUUAGUCUAACUAAAGGCUGCAUUAUUAUUACAGUAAUAGUAAACAUACAGCUGAAUAUGAAACAUUCACCGAAUUUUUUGAUACAGGGAUAAUAUGGCAAAAAUUAUCACUUUUCAAGUAGUGCAAUCAACUACUGAUGUGUGUCUUUGUCCAUGUUUGUUAGUCAUAAUUUUGUUAAAUUAAUUUUGAUUGUAUGUAUUCAUUUAAUUAACUUUAUUUUGUAAAGUGUUGUUUAAAGAAUUACAUUUACAUUGCACUGACAAAUGUACAUACAUGUUUUGUAAAUAAACCAAUGAAAAGGAUGUAUUUGAAAAUUAACUGUACAAAUGUACUUGUAGUUGUAUAUGGAGUGAUACCGUUGAUCUGUAACACUUAUUCAAGAAACAAAUUAAAUGCAGCCAAAUGCA
Messenger RNA from Myxocyprinus asiaticus (Chinese sucker), 7677 nucleotides. RefSeq names its product ubiquitin carboxyl-terminal hydrolase 32-like. The transcript is spliced from 35 exons. Bases 146 to 4945 code for a protein of 1599 amino acids. Gene Ontology annotation, biological process: protein deubiquitination. Lineage: Eukaryota; Metazoa; Chordata; Actinopteri; Cypriniformes; Catostomidae. Gene Ontology annotation, cellular component: Golgi apparatus. Gene Ontology annotation, molecular function: calcium ion binding; cysteine-type deubiquitinase activity. The record is from RefSeq and is a predicted model, not a curated record.